This is a messenger RNA of Lucilia sericata (common green bottle fly), 1464 nucleotides long. RefSeq names its product selenide, water dikinase 2 (gene Sps2). Gene Ontology annotation, cellular component: cytoplasm. Gene Ontology annotation, molecular function: selenide, water dikinase activity; ATP binding. The record is from RefSeq and is a predicted model, not a curated record. The transcript is spliced from 4 exons. NCBI's taxonomy places the organism in Eukaryota, Metazoa, Arthropoda, Insecta, Diptera, Calliphoridae. Gene Ontology annotation, biological process: L-selenocysteine biosynthetic process.
ACUGGUUCUGUCACUUAUAGCACAAAGUAUACUUAUAGCGCAGUGUAAAGUUGUGGUGAAGUUCUUAUCUGUCUAGACCCCAGAAAAAUAAUUCUGUUUAGGUGACGAAAGUUAUAAUUAAAGCAACAUGUUCGAUCCUAGAAAGUAUGGCCUUAGGCCAGAUUUUCAACUAACGAAGUUUUCUACGUUACGAGGGUGAGGUUGUAAAAUCCCCCAAGAUACUUUGCUAAAGUAUCUUCAGGGAACAGAAAUAAUACAAUCGACCAACUUACAAGGAAAAGUAAAUAAUGAAGAAGAUUAUAUUGGUUCAGGAAUGGAUUGCGCAGUAGUGCCCCUAAAAAAAUAUAAAAAUAUUUCACUUAUACAAACGGUCGACUUUUUUUACCCAUUAGUAGAUGAUCCCCAUGUAAUGGGGAAAAUCGCAUUAGCCAAUGUAGUUAGUGAUGUUUACGCCGUAGGCGUUACUGAUAUUGACAAACUUAACCUUAUUAUGACAGCUCCCGAAGAAUUAAAAGAAGAGGAAAGAAAUAUAAUAAUGCCAAUGAUUGCUACCGGCUUUCAAGAAUCUGCAAAAUUAGCUGGAUGCAAGGUUCAUGUACAAAAUAUUACUGUAAAUCCAUGGUGUAUAAUUGGUGGGAUUGCAACGGCUGUAGUCAAAAAAGAAGAUGUCAUCAUGCCUCACAAUGCUAAAGAUGGAGAUCAUCUAGUUUUAACGAAACCAUUGGGGACGCAAUUAGCAACAAAUGCAUAUCUAUGGCUCAAAGAAAGAAAUGAUAAAUAUUUAAAAUUGGCGGAACAAUUUACUGACGACGACAUAAAGGAAACAUAUCAAACUGCAGUAAAUACCAUGGCUUAUUUAAAUAAAAAAGCUGCACAACUAAUGCACAAAUACAAAGCUAAUGCAGCAACUGAUGUUACUGGAUUCGGAUUGCUCGGUCAUGCUCAAAACUUAUCAGAGUUCCAAAAAGAUUGUCUUCAAUUCGUCAUUAACAAAAUACCUGUUUUCAAAAAUAUUUUGUCCUUUGGAAAAAUACUGAAUCAAGAUGUCAAGCUCCGUACUGGAAAAUCGGUAGAAACUUCAGGAGGUUUAUUAAUUUCAAUACCGUCUAAAUAUUCCAUCCAAUUUUGUCAAGAGUUUAAUAGCAUAACUAAUGGUGAACAGUUAGCUUGGAUUGUUGGAUAUGUAAAAAAAUCUGAUAAACGCGAAUCAAUUCUGAGUAAAGAAAUAGAUAUUUUCGAAGUUGAUUUUUCUAAUAGCUAAAAUGUAUAUGAAUGUAUAUGUAAAUAUAUAUUAAUUAAUUUGAAUAAUUUUUGUUUUAUGUAAAUAUGUGCAUCCAACUCAUGACGAUUAUUUCAUAAAGAUAUUAGUAUCGGGAAAUAAUCCGAACUUAUUUUUUGGAGUACAAUUUAUUAUUAACAAAAAUCAUUUUAUUUAAUAAAUUUUGUGUAUGCAAUCUUAAAAAA